This is a messenger RNA of Phodopus roborovskii (desert hamster), 2824 nucleotides long. RefSeq names its product SLP adaptor and CSK interacting membrane protein (gene Scimp). The transcript is spliced from 5 exons. Gene Ontology annotation, cellular component: immunological synapse; tetraspanin-enriched microdomain; membrane. Lineage: Eukaryota; Metazoa; Chordata; Mammalia; Rodentia; Cricetidae. The coding region runs from base 110 to 559 and encodes 149 amino acids. The record is from RefSeq and is a predicted model, not a curated record.
CGUGGGCGAGCACGGCCUCAUCCAGCUGUGCCUGAGUACAGCCCUCAGUCCACUGCUGUCACCCCAGCUGCUUGCAUCGAACGCCCCAGCGAUUCAGGCUUCCGCAGCAAUGACUUGGUGGAGCAACAAUUUCUGGAUCAUCUUAGCUGUGGCCAUCAUCGUUGUCUCCUCGGUCCUGGGUCUCAUCCUGUACUGUGUCUGCAGGAGGCAGUUUAGACAAGGCAAGAAAUGGGCAAUUGCCGAGUCCACGGGGAAAUAUAAUGGAAGAGAUGAAGAAAAGAUGUAUGAGAAUGUGCUUAAUCCAUCACCAGAGCAGUUACCUGCUCUGCCACCCAGAGACUUGCCUUUCCCAGAAGACCCUGCCCCACAGGAAGCUCCAAGCCAACCACUGGCUUGGUACUCAUCAGUGAGGAAAGUCAGAAACAAGAAGGUCUUUUCUAUCUCGGGCUCCGAAAAUGACUACGAUGAUGUUGAGAUCCCAGCAAGCACUGAAAGCCAGAAAUCUAGAACAACCAUGCCUUCUUGGCAAGCUGAAAAUGGCUUACACGGCUCAUUUUAGAGUAAUCUAGAAUGGUUGGACUGUAACACAGGCACUUCCCAAGCCACCUCAGCUAUGUGAGAGCUACAGCAGAAGACAGGACUGGUCAAGAUGGUCACGAUGCUCCGAAUGUCCUGGUGUUCCAGAUGCCCCUGGUGUUUCUGAUACUUCAGAAGCUCUGGCCUGAGACUCAGAAGGUCUAGCCUUUGCAUGUCUGUGGAGGAAGUUUCCUUAGUGGGCCUGUGGGAAUUGGCUCAUUUCUCCACAUUCCCCUUGUGUUCCCUUGGUAAAUGUGGCUCUGAGGGAUCUUAAGUCUUGGUAUUUGAUUGUGUGGAGCCUCCUAGCGACCACCCCUAUCUAGGCCAUGGCUUAAGGAUGCCUGUCUCCCCUUCCAGGCCCCACCCACCCUUAGAGGUUGUAACUUGUCAUUACAGAUGAGGGUUCUCGAGGUGUUCAGGUCACCACACUCUGAAAGUUGUUUUGUUCUUUGAAGCCACCCCACCCACUCACACUCCAACCCCUAGUACCUUUUCAGAAUGGACCGAACCCACCCAAGAGAAUCGUUCUUACACGAGCUCAUUUCCUGUGCUUUUAGACAGUAUUUUUAAUAAUUAACAAAGGACACAGGCGGCCUCCUGACUUCUGCCUCCAGCUCUUUUGCAGUGGGUGUGCUGGUGGUGCCAGGAAAAGGUUUCCCCAGGAAGUCUUCAGACAGCACCAUCCAGCCUAGCUUAUUCAAGAAGAGAGUUCAGGGCUUAGUGUCCCUUCUGUGACUUUCAUUAUUGCAUCUCCUUAGACGGCAUUGCUCUCUCUUCCAUCUCUAUCUUCCUGGGGUGUUAUCUCUUACUGUCCUCUAAGCAUUCCUGAGCGAUGUCACCAAUGUCCACAGGCUCCCAGCUGCAGGCUCCAGUUGAGUACUCUCCUUACUGUUCAGGCUGCACAGCCUGCAGGACACGUCCAUCUGAUUACCCCACAGGACCCUCCAUAUCCCAUGGAGAUCUACUCCCAACCCCAAGCUCCUUGUGCUGGAGUACUUUCUCCAUUGCUGAGGGCAGACGUUAGUACCCUUCCUCAUGUCCUUUAUUGCCAGUGUUCCCCACCUCCUGCUGACUGUGCCUCAGCCAGCUCAGUCUCCAUCACCACUUUGAGAGCCUCUCAUCAGUGUCCUGCCUCUGGCAUCUCACAUUCCAAAACACUGGCUGGCAGGGGGUGAUUUUCUAAAGUGAGCAACUGAACAUUUCCUCCCAUAGCCUCAGAAAGAAGCCAAACUCUUAAACAGCUUACACGAUUUGUCAGGAUCCUGUUACUGGCUAACUUUACUUACCACCUCCUUGCAACCUCCAGAUUGCCUGGGAUUUCUCCUUUAUUUGAAAACACCUUUGCUGUGGUCUCUCUUGCUCCUGUUAUAUGCAAUAUUCCUCCCCACCUUUGCAUCGUAGACACCUUUCCGUCCUCACCACCCAACAUGUGGGCACUGUGCCAUCCUCACUGUCCCAGAAGGAGUGGUUGCCUGCGUAGGUGUGUUCCCCUCAGACUCUAGCAUCUGUAACAAUCUGCACAUGUGUCUUCUGUUUCCAUUUGACAAAAGGUGAGGUCAGAGAAGGGAUGAGCUUUCUCUUCUUCAUUGCUUUCCCUGUUCCUAGCAUGCAGUGGAUGAGGUCAAUGGUUAUGAGGAAUGAUGAGCUGAAUGAAUGAAUGAAUGAAUGAAUGAAUGAAUGAAUGAGUUCCUCCAGGCUCUCACAGGUCCCUGGCCCUAUGGAAAGUUUUCUUUCUUUCUGAUCUCCCUAUUCUGGGAGCUUGUUGUGGUCUAAACAUAAAGUGUCCCUAUAGGCUCACAUGUUGAAUAUUUGUUUCCCAGCUGGGGUGCUAUUUGCCCCAUUGGCAGCCUGCUUGAACCACAGCUGGGCUGUGAAAGAGUGCUGAAUCAUAAUGCAAGGAACAGAGUCCAGAAACCAUUCCUCCCCCCAGGGCCUAGCAUCCUGGCCUGGGGAGGGCUCCUGAGAUCUCAUGAUGCCAUCUUUGCAUUUGCUAUCAUCCUGUUGUGUAGCAUCUAGCAGAGCCAAUCUCCAUCAACAGUCCCCUGGCCACAUCUUUGGCGUUUUCUGAUGAUUAGGUUUGUUUCAAUCUUUACAGUAUGGCCAGGUGAGAAUGUUCCAGAUCUUUUCACAUUUUACUGCAAAUCCACGGGACUUUCCUCACCACCUGCCUAGUAGCCUCGUCAUUGUCCCGAAAACACCAAGACAUAAUAAAUGGGCUAAGUCUCUUGCCGAUUUGCAGCAACGAUCA